Molecule: messenger RNA, 6427 nt
Organism: Gopherus evgoodei (Goodes thornscrub tortoise)
Lineage: Eukaryota; Metazoa; Chordata; Testudines; Testudinidae
Gene: SLC35H1
Product: solute carrier family 35 member C2
Exons: 9
Coding region: 67-1152 (361 amino acids)
Biological process (GO): UDP-glucose transmembrane transport
Cellular component (GO): cis-Golgi network; Golgi apparatus; endoplasmic reticulum-Golgi intermediate compartment
Molecular function (GO): antiporter activity
Source: RefSeq, a predicted model, not a curated record
UGGGCCACGGGGCUAAGCGCUUGACGGCAGCCCCAAGGGGCCUGGGCCCGAGCCCCGAGCUGUGCCAUGGGCAGGCGGCCGCCAGGCCUGGCCUUGCUGGGGAAGGCAGCGCUGACGCUGGGGCUGGUGCUGCUCUAUUAUUGCUUCUCUAUCGGCAUCACCUUCUACAACAAAUGGCUGAUGAAGAGUUUCCAUUUCCCUCUUUUCAUGACCCUGUUGCACCUCCUGGUUAUUUUCCUGCUCUCCGCUCUGACCAGGGCCCUGAUGCAUUGCUGCACCAAGAGGUCCCGUGUGGUGCUGACCUGGGCUGACUAUCUCAGAAGGGUGGCUCCAACAGCAUUGUCGACUGCCUUGGACAUUGGGUUGAGCAAUUGGAGCUUCCUGUACAUCACAGUCUCCCUCUACACAAUGACAAAAUCCUCUGCUAUCCUCUUCAUCCUGCUCUUCUCCCUGAUCUUCAAACUGGAGGAGCUGAGGAUGGCGCUGGUGCUGGUGGUUCUGCUCAUUGCUGGGGGGCUCUUCAUGUUCACGUACGAGUCCACACAGUUCAACAUGGAGGGGUUUGCGCUGGUGCUGGGUGCCUCCUUCCUUGGGGGCAUUCGCUGGACUCUCACCCAGAUGCUCAUGCAGAAGGCCGAGCUGGGGCUUCAGAAUCCCAUUGACACCAUGUUCCACCUGCAGCCUCUUAUGUUCCUGGGGCUCUUCCCUCUCUUUGCUGUGUUUGAGGGGUUGCCCUUAUCUACGUCGGAGAAGUUGUUCCGUUUCCAUGAGGCAGGGCUGUUGCUCAGUGUGGUGGGGAAGCUCUCCUUAGGGGGGUUUCUUGCUUUCGGCCUGGGCUUCUCCGAGUUCCUCUUGGUUUCCAGAACCUCAAGCCUCACUCUCUCCAUUGCUGGCAUUUUUAAGGAAGUAUGCACCUUGCUGCUGGCCACUCACUUGCUGGGAGACCACCUGAACCUCCUGAACUGGGUGGGCUUUGCUGUCUGCCUAUCGGGAAUCUCCCUGCAUGUCACUCUCAAAGCCUUCAGUUCGAAAGGUGAAAAGGAGUCAAAGCUUCACAAAGGGACCAGCUCCAGCCCUGACCUGGAGCUGCUGCUGCGGCGCAGUGAGGCUGAGGAGGAGGAAGAGGAAGUUGUAACCGAACUACAGCACUAAUUCAGCCCUGAGCACAAUGCCCCUGCUGCAUCUGAUCAUCAGACACAACUGAGCAGCAAACAGGUCCAAUAAUCUUGGGCUGCCAGCUCCUUGAGGUCGGGCACAUGAGAGGAAGUAGAGCUGGUGAGGGGCCUGCUGCUCAGCACCCACAGCCCAGAUCCAUGGAGCCUGUUUGGGUGAAACAGGCAGCACUACACACUUCCCCUUAAAAGGGAUUGGAAGAGAAACCCAGCUGUAGUGUGGGGGAUGGGGCACAGAAACUAAGAUUGUAGAGCGAGGGGAGCCCACAGGUUGCAGGUCAUGGAGAUGAGGGUCAGGACUCACUAUGGACUCUUCCUCCAACUUGUUCUGUUGUUGGUUCCAAUGAGAGAAGGCAGCAGGGCCCCUUUGGGGCUCUUUCCCCACAGCUUUGCCGCUCAGAGCCCUUACGUUCUCUGAAGUUGAUGGUAAUAUAUAAAAUCUGGGACUUGCCCCCAUGGGGCAGCCAUUAUACCCAGUAACCUGUUUGGUCCCAGCACACAAUGUGAAGAGAGGCUACUCCCUACUUGUUAUUGGGGACGAAUCCAGGCAGGAUAAUCAGGGAAAGAUGUGCGUUGCUGGCCCUGUAGGGUCUGGGGGGCAUUAAGGGCCAGGGCAUCUAGGCAGUGAAUUUCUUUAUUGAAAGGAGUUCUGAUUUUUCAUGGAAAUAAAUGACUAGCCAGCUCUCGCCUCUGCAUGCAGCUGAACGUGUGUGCACCUGUUACAGAAAAGCAGAGGCAACUCUCCCUCCCUCCAUCCAAGCCGUUACCUCUAUCCUGGCACCGUCCUGUGGGAUGUUCAUACUACCACUUGCCCAGAGAGUCUCCCUGGCCUGGCACACAAGGUGCCUUUGGCUGCAGUAGGUAGGUGUCAGUGCAGAGUGCUGAAUGGCACUGGUGUGCAGUCCCCUUGUCCUCUCCAGGAAAUUAUUAUAAAGAGAACUGCAAGGUGUCUCACCUCUGGACUGCCUCCUCCCCAGCAUGCCUGAAGAGCAAGUUGUGCUCUCUGCUGACUUCCACCAGAAGGAGGUAGAAAAGGAGUGUCUCCUAGAAGCCCAUGUACCAAGAAGGAGGCAAAGGUUUUAGUGUCAUGGGUUCCUGCAGCAGCUUUCACACUGUAACUGCCGUUGAUUUUAGGCAAUAACUCCUGCUGCCAGGUUAAGGGCCCAGCUGCUCUUUCCUGGGAGCACAGAUUGAGUUAUGAGUUUUGAGGAUUAAUGUAAUGUUCCCAGAAAUGGACAGCAGGUGGCACUACGACCCCAUAUUCCAAAGCCACGUUGCCACCCAGGCAAGAGAAGGCGUGUGUGUGUGUGAGAGUGAGAGAUAAGUAGGGCCCUACCAAAUUCAUGUCCCUGAAGAACACAUCACGGACUAUGAAAUCAGACCUCCCUAUGAAAUCUAGCUAUUGGAGAGAGAGAGAGGGGCAGGGCUUGGAGCACCCUGGUUGGGCGCCUACCGUUCACCAGGCUCCAGCUGCUAGUCUGCUGGGCUAGGGAGGGACAGGACUUUCUCUUCCUCUGCAUGGCCGCUCUUGGGAGGUUAUGAGAGAUCAGACCCAUCUCUGGGUACCUCCCCCAGCUGCAGGAAGCUCCAUGGCUGCUGCCUUCAGAGCCCAGCUCUGAAAGCAACACAGAAAUGAGAAUAGUAAGCUUGCACCUCCCCUAUAACAGUUUUGUGACCCAAUGGCCCUCUUCAGGGUCUGGGAGUGGGGCUUUAAUCUGAGCUGCUCAUACCCUGAUUCUCAGAUAGCUCUCACCUCAGAGCAAUGUUCUGACACUCCCAGUGAGAAUCCAGCUACCUUGUCACUAAAUUCACUUUCCUGAUGGGAAGUGCCAGAGCCAUGAGUGAACUUUAGAGUAACUGACUUGCACCUCCCAGGGCCUGGCAGCUUUUCCAUGAGAGAGUGAAACUGAAAUCUCCAUAUAUCUGCCCUGCCCUGCCCUGCUGGAGGGAAGAGCUCAGAAAUCUGCUUCUCCAAGAUCUGGCAGCUGCUGCCAGGAGGGUUCAACACCAUCUCAUUUCAGGAGGGCAAAGAGGAAGCCUCAGCUCCGAGUGUCUAUGUUGUGGUUCCCUUGCCUGGACAAGGCAGAGUGGUGAUAACUGUGGCUCUACCAUCUAUUCUCCAGCAGGCACUGUCUGACAGUCUCUUCCCAGAUCCUAUGUCUGGGAAGAGAAGCAUAGAGACGCCUGCUGCUUCACUUUACCUGCCCCAAUAUCUGCUUUAGGAAGCCAGAGCCUGAGGCGGGGAAUUGUCAUGGUGAAGCAGCCUUCACCUCUAUGUCCAGUGCAGCUUUGGGCCAGGCUAGGAAGGCCGGAGGCUAUGGGAGGACACUCUGGUCCAGUUUUCUAUGAGGCUCGCCAGUUAGGAGUGACAGUGGAACUGUGUCCUCUCCUUUCUUGCCCCAUGAAUUAGGCAUGCCCCUGUGGGAAGCUCAGUAAUGCUUUUAUUAAUAAUUAAUUACUCCCUGUUCCUCGGCAGGGAAAUGAGCCUCACUGAGGCCUCAUAAAUCCAGGCAGGGACCCUGCGAUAAAAGGCAGGAGGAGUUCAUUGCGGGGCACCUUCCGGAGCUGCCACAGCAGCUAUAGCAUUUAGUGAAUAAUGAAUGCCUGUGGAAAGGAUGGGUCUGACCCUGUACACUGGCACAACCAGUAUCUGGGUGCCUUCCACUUUCUGGAGGCUUUUUGAGCGCUUUUCCUGUUGCUUGGUGGGGAGGUCUUCUGCGUUCUGAGCCAGUGGAUGUUUCUGAGGGGCUCCUGCAUCUGCAAGGGCCCUUACAUAGCAGAAAAUUCAUGUUGUCUUGCUCUCUAGAAAUGAGACAUUGUCCCAUUUUACUCGCUGCCCCUUGCUGUUCCCUGUCAGGAACUUUGAGGGGCACAGGAUUGGAUCACAAUGUAGACAGGCAGCGUCUGUACAGGGCUGGGCUAGGACAGUGAACUUCAUCCAGAAUAUAAAAUAAAUAGGCCAGGUAACAUGGAGCUGGGGAUGUUGCCUGGUACUAGCAGCUCUCAGCACCAUAGUUGUGACCUGGCAGAGGGGAUGUAGGUCAGGAGAAAAGACUAGUGCCUCUGCUCCAUCUCUAAGGAAGGGCUUGUAGGGACACUCAUCGAUCUUUAGACAAUAGCAACCACUGGCUCUGGUGGUGCACUGCAGAGUCACAGUUGGCAGGGCUGCCUGUGGGGGGGCAAGUGGGGGAAUUUCCCCGGGGUCCUGCAAGCCCUGGCGGAGAAUCCCUUCCCUGGCUAGAGCUGCCUUUUCCCUGGCUAGAGCUGUGGUCCGGUCUCCAGCAGUGGGCCCUUCACUUGCUCCAGGUCUUCUGCAGCACUUCGGCAGCGGGUCCUUCAGUGCUGCUGAAGACAUGGAGCAAGUGAAGGGCCAGCUGCCACCAAAGACUCGGAGUGCCGCCCGGUGAGUGGAAGCGCUGCAGUGGGUGGCGCCUUUUUUUUAUGUCUGCUCCCCUGCUUUGCCCCAGGCCCCCUGAAUCCUCUGGGCGGCCCUGGAAGUUGGUGUCAUUUUGGGGGGUAAAACUAAUGUUUACAACAAACCAAACUGAAGUGAGUGUAAUGUAGGUGAAAGGUGCUGGCCUGGAGCUCUAGAUACUGAAUUCUCUGUGCAGGGGCAGAGUAGGACAAGCAGCCUCCUUGUGGUCCUCCUCCAGGAGUCAAAGGGGAGUGUGCUUUCCAGUCAGCCCAUUGCACACGAGAGCUGUAGCACAUGGAGGAUGUUCCUCCCAGACUACCAACUGCAUGACUGUUCCCAGUGGGCCCUGCUUGCUGCUGGCAUCGUGACUGGACCCUGGUCUGCUGUGUCCCUCUUCCUAAGCAAAGUAACAUGACAAACCAAAAAACUCUGAUUUGGACUCAAGUCCUGUUUCUCAUUUCCCCCAAGACCCAGAGGGGAGGGGCUCUGCCUGGGCCCAUAAAGCAUAUGUCAGUCCCAGCACUGUAAUGAGAGUUCUGUUUGACCCGGGUGAAGCCUAAAAAGUCAAAUAAUCAGACUGUUCAUAAGUGCUUGGCUUCCCCAGCCAAGCCUUUGGUGAGUCAUGGAGGCACAUCUCAGAGCCAAGCCCCCAGCCAUGUCGUCUCAGAGCCGAGCCCCUAGCCAUGCUACGGAACAAUGUCGUCUCAGAGCUGAGCCCCAAAUGUGCUAUGGAACUGCGUCAUCUCAGAGCUGAGCCCCCAGCCAUGUCAUCUGAGCCGAGCCCCAAGCCAUGUCGUCUCAGAGCCGAGCCCUCAGCCAUGCUAUGGAACCACGUCAUCUGAGAGUUGAGCCCCAGCCAUGUCGCCUCUGAGCUGAGCCCCCGACGUGCUAUGGAACCACAUCAUCGCAGAGGCGAGCCCCCAGCCAUGCUAUGGAACCAUGUCGUCUCAGAGCCGAGCUCCUGACAUCCUAUGGAAUCACAUCUUCUUAGAGCCGAGUCCUCAACGUGCUACAGAAUCGCAUCUUCUCAGAGCUGAGCCCCCAACCAUGUCAUCUCAGAGCCGAGGCCCCGACGUGCUACGGAAUCACAUCUUCUCAGAUCCAAGCCCCUGACGUGCUACAGAACCACGUCAUCUGAGAGUUGAGCCCCAGCCAUGUCAUCUCAGAGCUGAGCCUGUGGGAAUGCCACGGGAGCCACAUCAUCUCAGAGCCUCACCUCGCCUGUGCUACCAGAGCCACGUCAUCUUGGGGCUCAUAAGGUGAGGGAACCACACGGGCCCAGUACUAACAGUGAACAAAUUGCUAGGCCUUAUUACAUGCACGUGGCUAUGCUGGUGUGGGUUGAGGGCUUCAGAAAACAACACACUGAGCACCAUGAGGGCUCACAAACUAUUAAAGGGAUACAACCCCAAUUCUGUACAUUAUACCUUUGCCCACCCUGCUAUUUUGUUUCGCCUUUGCUGUGCUGUAUGUGAUCAGGAAUGAUGAGUUUCUUGGGGCAAGGACUGAGAGUUGUUUACAGGAUUUCUGUUGCAUUCAGAAAUCAUGAGUCAGGCUGAAAAAGUUCCUUGGAUUGGUUUAAAAAAAUUAGAUUUAAAAAAAAAAUAAUAAAUUUUGGGUGUUUCUUUGUCUUUGGGUCACUGAGCCUUUGGGGGCUCUGAGCCUUCAGGCUCCUGAGGAGAAUGGACUCUAGAUUCUCUUCACUAUGAAAGAGGCCAGUGAUCUGCUUUAAAAAAUAAAAAAACCUGCUGAAAUUCUUUGUAUUCACCUGACUCCAGGUGCUGGAGCUUUGAUAAGAACAUUAUCACAAAUCUUGCAGUAAAAUCUCAUGUUGGUUGUA